Messenger RNA from Talaromyces proteolyticus, 657 nucleotides. RefSeq names its product putative endoglucanase. The transcript has 2 exons. Lineage: Eukaryota; Fungi; Ascomycota; Eurotiomycetes; Eurotiales; Trichocomaceae. Bases 1 to 657 code for a protein of 218 amino acids. The record is from RefSeq and is a predicted model, not a curated record.
AUGCUCGUGAAAGCUGUCGCUAGUUUUAUGGCCAUUGGUGUUGCUUCUGCACACAUGGAGCUGGACUGGCCGUACCCUCUGCGCAGCAAAUUUGACCCCAAUACUCCCGAAAACUUGAUCGACUACUCCAUGACAAGCCCAUUGGACGCCGAUGGCUCCAACUUCCCUUGCAAAGGCUAUAACACCAACACCCCCUGGCGCGCCACUGUUGCAUGGUCUGCUGGCCAGCAAUACAACAUUAGUCUCGCUGGCAGCGCCACUCACGGCGGUGGCUCAUGCCAGCUGUCGCUGAGCUACGACAACGGCACCUCCUUCCACGUCAUCGAGUCAAUUGAAGGCGGCUGCCCACUGCAGUCCAAGUACGAUUUCACCAUGCCCGACGACGUAGCCAACGGUGACGCAUUGUUUGCCUGGACCUGGUUUAACUUCGAGGGUAACCGUGAAAUGUAUAUGAACUGCGUCGACAUCACGAUCUCCGGCGGCUCGGGCACUGCUGGGGCCUUCGAGUCUGCGUACCCGGCUAUAUUUGUCGCGAAUGUUAACAAUGGCUGCUCGACCGUGGAGCAACAGGAGGUUGUUUUUGCGAAUCCCGGUAAGCAGGUUCUGUAUGGCGGAAGUGUGACGAGCUCUAGCUCUCCUUUCCCGUCUUGCUCUUGA